AUGUUCGAACUCGACCGAACUGUGGUCGUCCAAGUUGGCGGAGUUCGCCUUUCAGUUCUCACCCGAAGCAGAAGCAGGACAAACCUUUGGCGUAUCACUGGAAUUAUUCUCCAGUAUUUGAUAGCAUAUUCCUCCUGGAAAAUUGAUCAGGGUACUACUGAGAAAUGCGGAUCGGGCUUAGUCACAGAUGAAGACAUGAGACAAGGAGAUUUUGUGAUUGAAUAUGUUGGGGAAGUUAUUGACGACAAAACAUGUGAGGAAAGGCUUUGGAAGAUGAAGCACUGUGGGGAGACUAACUUCUAUCUCUGCGAGAUUAAUCGUGAUAUGGUUAUUGAUGCCACAUACAAAGGAAAUAAAUCUAGAUUUAUAAAUCACAGCUGCCAACCUAAUACUGAGAUGCAAAAAUGGACAAUUGAUGGCGAGACACGAAUUGGCAUAUUUGCAACUCGUGACAUAGAGAAGGGAGAGGAAUUGACUUAUGAUUAUCAGUUUGUACAAUUUGGAGCAGAUCAAAAUUGCUACUGUGGUGCCAAGGGCUGCAGACAAAAGUUAGGAAACAGACCUAGUAAGCUGAAAUUCUCUUCAGAUGCUGCUUUGCAGCUAGUACUUUAUGAGAUGGCAGCCACAUCUCCCACUAAGAAUGCAGUUUUUCAUGAAAAAUAUGAUUUUGCGAGUGGAAAAUCUAGCAUGGGAAAUUCAGAGAGUAUUAUUCCAUUUAAAAAGAAGACAACUUCUCAAAAUUGUAUUUGGGAAGUCGUGCGAAUUUGGUGCCCACGGAAUAAAAGGUACUUUGGAGGAGUCAUUGUAGAAUUCAACUGUCACACCAGAAGGCACACUAUUUUAAGAGAAGAUGGAGAGCUUGAAAAUCUUGAUAUGUCAAAGGAAGAUUGGGAACUUUUAUGACCUUUCAAAUUGUGGGAUUAAAUGGUAAAUAUCUUAUUAGCAAUGUUAAAAUAACAUUAAAAAUCGCCAAAACGUGACUCAUUGCAUGCGGAUGAAUUGUGGUCUUUAUUUUCAGCUAAUUUAGCUUUUCACAUAUUUAUAUUCUCCUACCAUUCUUGUAUAUCUAUAUGCCUAUUGUUGUAUAUGCACAAACGUGAACUCAGGUCCAGGCCGAGUCAUCCUUGUUAACAUAGUGAUGCAUAUGCAGAAUUUUGUGAA
This is a messenger RNA of Dendrobium catenatum, 1161 nucleotides long. RefSeq names its product histone-lysine N-methyltransferase ASHH3-like. Bases 1 to 903 code for a protein of 300 amino acids. Gene Ontology annotation, molecular function: protein binding; histone H3K36 methyltransferase activity. The transcript is spliced from 10 exons. Gene Ontology annotation, biological process: regulation of DNA-templated transcription. NCBI's taxonomy places the organism in Eukaryota, Viridiplantae, Streptophyta, Magnoliopsida, Asparagales, Orchidaceae. The record is from RefSeq and is a predicted model, not a curated record. Gene Ontology annotation, cellular component: chromatin; nucleus.